This is a messenger RNA of Musa acuminata AAA Group (dessert banana), 1348 nucleotides long. RefSeq lists its product as uncharacterized. The record is from RefSeq and is a predicted model, not a curated record. Gene Ontology annotation, molecular function: protein-folding chaperone binding. Gene Ontology annotation, cellular component: cytosol. The transcript has 3 exons. The coding region runs from base 109 to 1155 and encodes 348 amino acids. NCBI's taxonomy places the organism in Eukaryota, Viridiplantae, Streptophyta, Magnoliopsida, Zingiberales, Musaceae.
AGAACGUCUCAAAGGAAAGCUUCGGUAGCUGCAGCGAAGAACAAGAAGAGUGAGUGAGAGGAAAGAAGAGUGAGGUGAGAGGAGUGGGGAGAGGGGAGGGUAACGGAGAUGGGAGCGGACUACUACAAGAUCCUGGGGGUGGACAAGAGCGCCAAGGACGACGAUCUCAAGAAGGCCUAUCGGAAGCUGGCCAUGAAGUGGCACCCGGACAAGAAUCCCAACAACAAGAACGAAGCCGAGGCCAAGUUCAAGCAGAUCUCCGAGGCCUACGAGGUAUUAAGCCAUCCGCAGAAGCGCGCCAUCUACGACCAGUGCGGGGAGGAAGGGCUGAAGGGGCAAGUCCCACCUCCCGAGGCCAACGGGGGCGCCACCUUCUUCUCCAGCGGCGGCGACGGUCCCACGGUGUUCCGGUUCAAUCCGCGGAAUGCCGACGACAUAUUCGCGGAGUUCUUCGGCUUCUCGAGCCCGCUUGGGGACAUGGGAGGCGCGAGAAGCAACGGCGGCGUGAGAGGAGGGACCCGGUUCUCUUCCGGGGUUUUUGGCGACGACUUGUUCGGGUCGGCCUUCGGCGGCGGUGUCGAGGGGCCGAUGAACUCGCGCCGGCCGCAGAAGGCGGCGCCGAUCGAGAACCUGCUGCCCUGCAGCCUGGAGGAGCUAUACAAAGGCACCACCAAGAGGAUGAAGAUCUCCAGGGAAAUCGCUGACAUGAGCGGGAAAACGAUGCCGGUGGAGGAGAUCCUGACCAUCGAUAUAAAGCCCGGUUGGAAGAAGGGCACCAAGAUCACAUUCGAGGAGAAGGGGAACGAACGGCCCAACGUCAUCCCCGCCGACGUCGUCUUCAUCAUAGACGAGAAGCCGCAUCCCGUGUUCACCAGGGAAGGCAACGACCUGGUCACCACGAAGAAGAUAUCCCUCGCCGAAGCCCUCACCGGCUACACCGCCCACCUGACAACGCUUGACGGCCGAAGCCUCAUCGUGCCCGUCGACUCCGUGAUCCGUCCCGGCUACGAGGAGGUUGUGCCCAAGGAGGGCAUGCCGCUGCCGAAGGAUCCAUCAAGGAAGGGAAACCUGAGAAUCAAGUUCGACAUCAAGUUCCCGACGAGGCUCACCUCGGAGCAGAAGGCCGGUAUCAAACGAUUGCUGCCGUCACCGUGAUCUCCUUGGCUUGCUUUGGUGUUGCGCCGCGUGUUUGCUGAGGUGAUCUCCUCACGUAUUGUCUGAUGAAAAGCCUCAAAAAGUAUGUAUCAAGGCAGUUUUCACAGCAGGCUUUUUUGUUUUUGGGGGGGUAGAAUUCUUUGAUAUUAAUUAAUAGAUAAUGAGAUAUAUGACAUUUCCAUGUCAAUUUGUU